Messenger RNA from Pristis pectinata (smalltooth sawfish), 11475 nucleotides. RefSeq names its product ubiquitin specific peptidase 34 (gene usp34). Gene Ontology annotation, molecular function: cysteine-type deubiquitinase activity; cysteine-type endopeptidase activity. The transcript is spliced from 79 exons. Lineage: Eukaryota; Metazoa; Chordata; Chondrichthyes; Rhinopristiformes; Pristidae. Gene Ontology annotation, biological process: protein deubiquitination. The coding region runs from base 167 to 10819 and encodes 3550 amino acids. Gene Ontology annotation, cellular component: cytosol; nucleus. The record is from RefSeq and is a predicted model, not a curated record.
GUAGCCGUUCUGGUGCUGAUCGGUUAAUUUGCAUUUAGAUUUUUUUCCCCUCUUACCCUCCCUUCCCCCUCCCUCAGCGCCCUUUCAAAACAACGAACGGUCGCACAACAAACAAUUGAACUUAAUAAGAGGCCACAGCGCAAAUAAAUGGUUAAAUUAGUAAAAGAUGUGCGAAAACUGCGCAGAGCUGUUGGACGUGUUAAAUGCAAUAUCUGAAACAGAAAGUAAUGAAGGACUACAGCUUAAAAAGGAACAUGCUCUCAAAAUAUUUAAUUACAUUAACUCUUGGACACAAAGGCAAUGCCUUUGUUGCUUCAAGGAGUACAAGCACCUGGAAAUCUUCAACCAGGUGGUUUAUGCCCUCAUCAACAUGGUGACUGCCCAAAUCCAGGUUCUCCAAGACCAGUUGUGUAAAAUUUGCACUAGUAAUGAUUCAUCAUGGCAGGACCUGAAUCAGCAAAACCAUGAACAGACUAAUCAGGAAGGAGAGUGUAAUAAAAACGAAGAUGAUAUUGGUCGAAAAUUAAAUGAUUUUGUGGAGAAAAAGGCAAAUAAUAGAACAUGUGGGAGAACUGAGGAGAUUUCCACACGGAGCACUGAUCCAUUUAGCACAUGGAAUACAGAGGAAAAAGAAAAGUUAUUGUUAUGUGUGGCAAAGAUAUUUCAGAUUCAGUUUCCUUUAUAUACUGCCUACAAACAUAACACUCAUGCUACUAUAGAGGAUAUUUCAGCUCAUGAAAGCAACUUAUUAGGGGCGUUUUGUGAUAUGAAUGAUGUGGAAGUACCUUUGCACUUGCUUCGUUAUGUCUGCCUCUUUUGUGGAAAAAAUGGCCUUUCGCUUAUGAAAGAUUGCUUUGAAUAUGGAACGCCUGAAACUCUUCCUUUUCCAAUAGCACAUGCAUUUAUUACAGUAGUAUCCAAUAUCAGAAUAUGGUUACACAUCCCUGCUGUUAUGCAACAUGUUAUACCCUUUAGAACUUACGUUAUUAGGUAUUUGUGUAAACUUUCAGACCAGGAAUUGCGGCAGAGUGCUGCACGCAACAUGGCAGAUUUGAUGUGGAGUACAGUCAAGGAACCUCUGGAUACGGCACUGUGUUUUGAUAAGGAGAGUUUGGAUCUUGCUUUCAAGUACUUCAUGUCACCAACUCUAACAAUGAGGUUGGCUGGACUCAGUCAGAUUACAAAUCAACUUCAUACAUUCAAUGAUGUUUGUAAUAAUGAAUCUUUGGUGUCAGACACUGAAACGUCAAUUGCAAAAGAGCUUGCAGACUGGCUAAUUCAUAAUAAUGUUGUUGAACAUAUCUUUGGACCAAAUUUGCACAUUGAGAUCAUCAAACAAUGCCAAGUUAUCCUGAACUUUCUAGCUGCUGAAGGAAGACUUAGCACACAACAUAUAGACUGUAUUUGGGCGGCAGCACAGUUGAAGCACUGUAGUCGAUACAUCCAUGAUUUGUUCCCUUCUCUUAUUAAGCACUUGGAUCCUGUACCACUCCGUCACCUUCUUAAUCUAGUUUCUGCUCUUCACCCAAGUGUCCACACAGAACAAACCCUAUAUUUGGCAUCAAUGCUCAUUAAAGCCCUCUGGAACAAUGCACUUGCUGCUAAGGCUCAAUUAUCCAAGCAGAGCUCCUUUGCUUCUCUUCUUAACACCAGCCUCCCUUUGGGAAAUAAGAAAGGAUCUCCUGCAGCUAGUCCACAGAGUAGUGACAACAGUGAUACUCACCAUAGUGGUGGCAGUGACAUUGAAAUGGACGAGCAAAUGAUGAACAGAGCAAAGCGUGGACAACAGCGACUGUCGGAUACAGAGGAGUCUAUGCAAGGAAGUUCUGAUGAGACUGCUAAUAGUGGCGAAGAUGCCAGUAGUGGGCCUGGCAGUAGCAGUGGACACAGUGAUGGUUCUAGUAAUGAAGUAAAUUCAAGCCAUGCCAGUCAGUCAGCUGGAAGUCCAGGAAGUGAAGUCCGCUCUGAGGAUAUGGCAGAUAGUGAAGUCCUCAAAGAAGAAGAUGAUGAUGAUGAGGGAGAGGAGAGCCCCCAGAAUGAGAGCAGGAACCCUGAGUUAAGAACUCUGAGUGCAGAGUCGCAGUCAGGAAUUUGUAUGUCAGAAUCACCUGGUGGAACAGAAUGUGACAGACCUAAUAGUGGAUCGGGCAAGGAUAUUCCUUAUAGCACUGAUACAGUUCCAUCAGGAGAGAAUCGAAUUCGACUUCUUGAUACUUGCUCGCAUCCUGAGGACUCUGAACGUGAUAUGUCAGGGGAAAUAAAUACUGCACACAUAUCACAAGGUUCUCAGGAUUCUUGUAUCACUCACACUGGAGAUUUUUUAGGAGAGGCAAUUGGAAAUGAAAUAUUUAACUGCAGACGGUUCAUUGGUCAGCAGCAUCAUCAUCAUGAUGGGCACUUGGGUGAUGAUAUGAUGAGUGCAGAUGAUGUCAGCUGCAGUAGUUCUCAGGUCAGUGCGAAAUCUGAAAAAAACAUGGCAGACUUUGAUGGGGAAGAGUCGGGCUGUGAGGAAGAACUGGUACAGAUUAAUUCUCAUGCAGAACUUACAUCUCAUCUUCAACAACAUUUACCCAAUCUUGCUUCCAUCUAUCAUGAACACCUUAGUCAAGCUCCCAGUGUACAUAAGCAUCAAUACAAUUCCAAUGCAGUAACGGAUAUCAAUUUAGACAAUGUUUGCAAGAAGGGUAAUACUCUUCUUUGGGACUUGGUACAAGAUGAAGAUGCGGUUCAUCUCUCAGAGGGAUUGAUAAAUGAAGCUGAGAAACUGCUGUGCUCCCUUGUGUGCUGGUUUACUGACCGGCAGAUUAGAAUGAGAUUCAUUGAAGGUUGUUUAGAAAACCUAGCAAAUGAUAGGUCAGUGGUAGUUUCACUUCGUCUUUUGCCUAAACUUUUUGGCACCUUUCAACAAUUUGGGAGCAGUUAUGACACACAUUGGAUAACUAUGUGGGCUGAAAAGGAACUAAACAUGAUGAAACUCUUCUUUGACAACCUGAUACACUACAUUCAGGCAGUGAGAGAGGGUGCGCAUAAACAUGUGUUAUAUAGUCAUGGUGCUGAGGUGCAAGUUCGCCUGCAGUUUCUGACAUGUGUUUUUUCAACACUUGGAUCUCCAGACCAUUUUAGAUUAAGUCUUGACCAGGUAGAUAUCUUAUGGCACUGCCUUGUGGAGGACCCUGAAUGCUAUGAUGAUGCUUUACAUUGGUUCCUAAAUCAAGUUCGCAGUAAAGAUCAGCAUGCAAUGGGCAUGGAGACAUACAAACAUUUAUUUUUAGAAAAGAUGCCGCAAUUAAAACCAGAAACGAUCAGCAUGACCGGUUUAAAUCUGUUCCAACACUUGUGCAAUUUGGCUCGUCUUGCAACCAGUGCUUAUGAUGGUGGUUCCAGUUCAGAGCAGCUUUGUGGAAUGGAUCAACUCUGGGGCAUUGCAUUAAGGGCUCAAACAGCUGAUGUUAGUCGAGCAGCUAUCCAGUACAUCAAUUCAUAUUAUAUUAAUGGUAAAACUGGCUUGGAGAAGGAGCAAGAAUUUAUCAGUAAGUGUAUGGAGAGCCUUAUGAUGGCUUCAGAAAAUCUUGAGAAAGAACCACAGUCCAGUCUUACUAUUAUUGAAAGGGGACUGCUGAUGCUGAAAACACACCUGGAAGCAUUUAGGAGAAGAUUUGCAUACCAUUUACGGCAGUGGCAGAUAGAGGGUACAGGUAUUAGCAGUCACUUAAAAGCCCUUAGUGAUAAGCAGUCUUUACCAUUACGAAUUGUUUGUCAACCAGCAGGGCUGCCUGAUAAGAUGACUAUUGAAAUGUAUCCUAGUGAUCAAGUUGCAGACUUAAGGGCUGAAGUUACCCACUGGUAUGAGAACCUACAAAAGGAACAAAUGAGUCAACAAGCUCAGCUUCAAGAAUUUGGCCAAAGCAGCCGGCAAGGAGAUUUUACUGGAGGCCUUAUGGGACCCGUGAGAAUGAUUUCCUCAGGACAUGAACUUACCACAGAUUAUGAUGAGAAAACACUGAAUGAACUUGGAUUUAAAGAUAUGCAGAUGGUAUUUGUAUCACUUGGAGCUCCACGUAGGGAGCGCAAAGGAGAUGGCAUUCAGUUGCCUGCAUCUUGUCUUCCUCCACCCCAAAAGGAAAAUAUUCCAAUGCUUUUGCUCCUACAAGAACCACAUCUUACUACCUUGUUUGACUUGCUUGAGAUGCUGGCAUCAUUUAAACCACCUUCAGUUGACCAAACUAUGGAAGAUAGUGAGACUGUACGCUGUGAAGAAUUGCAUCUUCAUGCAGAAAACCUGUCGAGACGUGUUUGGGAAUUGUUAAUGCUUCUUCCUACCUGUCCAAACAUGCUACAAGCUUUUCAAAAUAUCUCUGAUGAACAGGGUAAUGAUGGACAUUGUUGGAAAGAUCUGCUUCGAAUAAAGAGUCCUCAUAAGCUCCUGUAUGCGCUCGAAAUUAUUGAGGCCUUGGGGAAACCUAAUAGGAGAAUAAGAAGAGCAUCAACGGGUAGCUACAGUGAUCUUUAUCCUGAUUCGGAUGAUUCAAGCGAAGAUCAGAUAGAGAACAGUAAAAAUUCUUGGAGUUGCAAGUUUGUUGCUGCUGGGGGACUUCAGCAAUUACUGGAAAUUUUUCUAUCAGGGAUUUUGGAACCGAAGGAGCAAGAAUCAUGGACUGUGUGGCAGCUGGACUGCCUUGCCUGUCUGCUGAAGCUAAUGUGCCAGUUUGCAGUUGAUCCAGGUGACUUAGAUCUGGCUUAUCAUGACAUCUAUGCCUGGUCUGGUGUGUCAGACAGCCAUAGAAAAAGGACUUGGCCUGGGAAAUCAAGGAAAGGAGCUGGUGAUCACGGGAAAGGACUACACAUACCUCGUUUAACGGAGAUAUUUCUCAGCCUGGUACAUGGAUCUGGUUUGAUCUAUCGGCUAAUGUCUGUUGCUUACACCUAUAACAACUUGGCUCAUAGAGUGCUUAAAGCCCAAUCUGAUCAUCGAUCCAGGCAUGAAGUUACUCAUUAUGCCAUGUGGUUGUUAGUGAGUUGGGCUCACUGCUGCUCGUUAGUCAAAUCCAGCAUGGCAGACAGUGAACAUUUACAUGAUUGGCUGAAAAAAUUAACUCUUCUUGUACCAGAGACCUCGGUUCGACACGAAGCUUGCAGUGGGCUGUAUAAGUUGUGCCUUUCAGGUUUAGAUGGUGGAGAGUCAAUAAAUCGAUCUUUCCUUUUGCUAGCUGCAUCAACGUUACUAAAAUUCCUUCCUGAUGCCCAAGCUUUGAAGCCUAUCAGGGAGAUAGAUUAUGAAGAGGAAUCAGUAUUGCGAGCAGGUUGCAAGGAAUAUUUCUGGUUACUUUGUAAACUGAUUGAUAAUAUCCAUGUAAAAGAUGCUAGCCAGACAACGUUGCUAGAUUUGGAUGCCUUGGCAAGACAUCUCGCCGAUUGCAUUCGCAGCAGGGAAAUUCUUGAUCAGCAGGACAGUAACACUGAAGAUGAUGGGCUUACAGGAUUACUGCGUCUUUGCACUGUAGUCAUAAAGCACAAGCCUCCAUUUAAAUUCUCUCGAGAAGGACAGGAAUUCUUAAGAGAUGUGUUCAAUCUCCUGUUUUUACUGCCAAGCUUGAAGGACAGGCAGCAACCAAAGUGCAAGUCCCAUUCUUCCCGAGCAGCAGCCUACGAUUUGCUAGUGGAAAUGGUGAAGGGCUCAGCAGAAAACUACAGAUUGCUCCACAAUUGGGUGAUGGCACAGCACAUGCAGUCAUCUCAUGCACCAUACAAGUGGGAUUACUGGCCUCAUGAUGAUGUGCGAGCUGAGUGCAGGUUUGUGGGUUUGACGAAUCUUGGAGCAACCUGUUACUUGGCUUCCACCAUUCAGCAGCUCUAUAUGAUACCGGAGGCCAGACAGGCCAUUUUUACAGCUAAGUAUUCAGAAGACAUAAAGCAUAAAACAACACUUCUUGAAUUGCAAAAAAUGUUCACAUAUCUCAUGGAAAGUGAACGUAAAGCAUAUAAUCCAAGACCAUUCUGCAAAACCUACACCAUGGACAAACAGCCUUUGAACACUGGAGAACAGAAAGAUAUGACUGAAUUUUUCACCGAUCUGAUAACAAAAAUUGAAGAGAUGUCUCCUGAUCUGAAAAACACAGUGAAGAGCUUAUUUGGAGGGGUUAUAACGAAUAAUGUUGUAUCACUGGAUUGUGAACAUGUUAGCCAGACAGCUGAGGAAUUCUACACAGUUAGAUGCCAAGUAGCUGAUAUGAAAAACAUUUAUGAGUCACUUGAUGAAGUUACUAUUAAAGAUACUCUGGAAGGUGAUAACAUGUACACUUGUUCUCAAUGUGGGAAGAAAGUACGGGCUGAGAAAAGGGCUUGUUUUAAGAAAUUACCACGAAUCUUGAGUUUCAAUACCAUGCGAUAUACUUUCAAUAUGGUUACAAUGAUGAAAGAGAAAGUCAACACUCAUUUCUCUUUUCCCCUCCGUCUUGACAUGACCCCAUACACUGAAGAUUAUCUAAUGGGAAAAAAUGACCGGAUAGAUGGUUUGAAAGAGGAUGGUAAAGUUAAACAAAGUGAAAGCUUUGAGUAUGAUUUGAUAGGAGUGACCGUACACACGGGAACAGCAGAUGGAGGGCAUUACUACAGUUUUAUUAGAGAAAUUGUGAAUCUUCAUGCUUACAAAAACAACAAAUGGUAUCUGUUUAAUGAUGCUGAGGUAAAACCAUUUGAUUCUGCCCAACUUGCCUCUGAAUGCUUUGGUGGAGAAAUGACAACCAAAACCUAUGAUUCUGUCACGGACAAGUUCAUGGAUUUUUCCUUUGAAAAGACACACAGUGCAUACAUGCUGUUCUAUAAACGUGUGGAGACAGAAGAAGAAAAUGGGAAGGAGUACAGCUUUGAUGUUUCACCAGAACUUUUGGAGUGGAUCUGGCAUGACAACAUGCAGUUUCUGCAGGACAAGAAUAUCUUUGAACAUACUUACUUUGGAUUUAUGUGGCAGUUGUGCAGUAGCAUCCCAAGCACGUUACCUGACCCAAAGGCAGUAUCGCUUAUGACUGCAAAGUUAAGUACAUCUUUUGUCCUGGAAACUUUUAUCCACUCCAAAGAAAAGCCCACUAUGUUGCAAUGGAUCGAACUUUUGACAAAACAAUUUAACAACAGCCAGGCAGCUUGUGAGUGGUUUUUGGACCGAAUGGCUGAUGAUGACUGGUGGCCAAUGCAAAUCCUUAUUAAGUGCCCAAAUCAGAUUGUGAGACAGAUGUUCCAGCGUUUAUGCAUUCAUGUGAUUCAGCGGCUCCGACCAGUACAUGCUCAUCUCUAUUUACAGCCAGGAAUGGAAGAUGGUUCUGAUGAUAUGGAUGGUCCAGUAGAAGAUAUAGGAAGUCGUUCAUGUGUAACUAGAUUCGUGAAGACACUGUUGUCUAUAAUGGAGCAUGGAGUCAAACCUCACAGCAAACAUCUCACAGAGUAUUUUGCCUUCUUGUUUGAGUUUGCCAAAAUGGGAGAAGAAGAGAGUCAGUUUCUUUUGUCCUUGCAAGCGAUAUCAACAAUGGUACAUUUUUACAUGGGAACAAAGGGACCAGAAAAUCAGUUCCCCCAACCACAAGUUGAGGUACUGUCUGAAGAAGAAGGUGAGGAGGAAGAGGAGGAGGAAGACAUUUUAUCUUUAACAGAAGAGAAGUACAGGCCCGCAGCACUGGAGAAGAUGAUUGCCUUGAUUGCACUUUUAGUAGAACAGUCUCGUUCUGAAAGGCAUCUGACUUUGUCACAGAAUGACAUGGCUGCCUUGACAGGAGGCAAGGUAUCGUCAGUAGACAUAGAACUGGGUUUCCCGUUUUUGUUUCAGCAUAUCCGUGAUGGAAUCAACAUUAGACAGACAUGUAAUUUGAUCUUCAGCCUCUGCCGCUACAAUAAUCGACUUGCAGAGCAUAUUGUUUCUAUGCUGUUCACAUCGAUAGCAAAGCUGACUCCUGAGGCUGCACAGCCUUUCUUUAAGCUGUUAUCCAUGUUGAUGGAGUUUGCUGGUGGACCACCUGGAAUGCCUCCAUUUGCUUCUUAUAUUCUUCAGAGAAUUUGGGAGGUUAUUGAAUACAACCCUUCUCAGUGCUUAGACUGGUUAGCAAUGCAAACGCCUCGCAAUAAGCUUGCUCACAGCUGGGUACUUCAAAAUAUGGAGAACUGGGUGGAGCGUUUUUUGCUGGCACACAACUAUCCUCGAGUCAGAACAUCUGCAGCUUACCUCUUGGUUUCACUCAUUCCAAGUAACUCGUUCCGUCAGAUGUUCCGAUCUACGCGUUCUUUGCACAAUCCUACACGUGAUUUGCCUCUUAGUCCAGAUACAACUGUUGUUCUUCAUCAGGUGUACAAUAUUCUCCUGGGUCUGCUUUCAAGAGCCAAGCUAUAUGUUGAUGCUGCUGUUCAUGGCACCACAAAAUUAGUACCUUAUUUCAGCUUCAUGACCUAUUGUUUAGUCUCAAAGACUGAGAAGUUGAUGUUUUCUAGCUAUUUCAUGGACCUGUGGAAUCUCUUCCAGCCUAAGUUGUCUGAACCUGCUAUUGCAACAAACCACAAUAAGCAGGCAUUGCUCAUUUUCUGGUAUAAUGUGUGUGUGGACUGCCCAGAAAAUGUGCGCUUCAUUGUACAGAAUCCCGUUGUGACAAAAAACAUUGCUUUUAAUUACAUCUUGGCCGAUCAUGAUGACCAAGACGUUGUUCUUUUUAACCGUGGGAUGCUGCCUGCAUAUUAUGGGAUUUUGCGCCUGUGCUGUGAACAGUCCCCAGCUUUCACACGGCAACUAGCUUCUCAUCAGAAUAUUCAGUGGGCAUUCAAAAAUCUUACACCUCAUGCAAGCCAGUAUCCAGGGGCUGUCGAAGAACUAUUCAAUCUUAUGCAGCUAUUUGUAGCUCAGAGACCAGAUAUGAGAGAAGAGGAACUGGAAGACAUUAAGCAAUUCAAGAAAACUACCAUUAGCUGCUAUUUGCGAUGUCUGGAUGGGCGCUCAUGCUGGACUACACUUAUUAGUGCCUUCAGAAUACUCCUGGAGACAGAUGAAGAUAGGUUGCUAGUUGUUUUCAAUCGGGGUCUGAUUCUGAUGACUGAGUCUUUUAAUACUUUGCACAUGAUGUACCACGAGGCUACAGCUUGCCAUGUAACUGGAGACUUAGUGGAACUUCUCUCUAUUUUCCUAUCUGUUUUGAAAUCAACUCGACCAUAUCUGCAGCGAAAAGAUGUUAAGCAAGCCUUGAUCCAGUGGCAGGAAAGAAUCGAAUUUGCUCACAAGCUUCUCACAUUAUUGAAUUCCUAUAGCCCUCCAGAACUUCGAAAUGCCUGUAUAGAUGUUUUAAAAGAACUUGUUCUUCUGAGUCCUCAUGAUUUCCUUCACACUUUGGUACCAUUCCUUCAGCACAAUCAUUGUACUUACCACCAUAGUAAUAUACCAAUGUCUUUAGGCCCCUAUUUUCCCUGUCGUGAGAACAUAAAGUUAAUGGGCGGAAAGAAUAAUAUCCGCCCUCCUCGUCCAGAACUCAAUAUGUGCCUCUUGCCCACAAUGGUGGAAACUAGCAAGGGAAAAGAUGAUGUUUAUGACCGUGUGCUAGUGGAUUACUUCCUUUCAUACCAUCAGUUCAUCCAUCUCCUGUGUCGAGUAGCAGUGAACUGUGAAAAAUUUACAGAAACCUUGGUGAAAUUAAGUGUCCUGAUAGCAUAUGAAGGUUUACCUCUACAUUUAGCAUUAUUCCCUAAACUCUGGACAGAGAUUUGCCAAUCUCAGUCAACUAUGGCAAAGAAUUGUGUUAAACUGCUGUGUGAUGAACCAGUAUUUGCUGAAUAUAUUAAGUGCAUUCUUAUGGACGAAAGGAUCUGUUUAAACAACAAUGCAGUUUAUACCUUUCUUGCUUGCUUCCUCCCCAAGGUUCAGAAUCAGGUUUUUUCCAGUUCAAACUGUUCCAGUUUGAUCAAUAAUUUAAUCACAAAUCUAAUAAACGAAUACCAUAACCUUGAGCCAGAGCUUCUGGGACAGCGUGUUGAAAUCUAUAAAGUUGGUGCUAUUCUAAAUGGGGACCUUCGAGCUCUCGCUUUGCUGCUUUCUAUACACACCCCCAAACUACUGGACUCUGCACUAAUCCAGACGCUGCAGGAUUUGUUAAAUAAGUGUAGAACAUGUCAGCAGCAGAAAAAUGCUUUACAGGAACAGGAAGCAAAGGAAAGAAAGACAAAGGAUGAUGAAGGAGCCACUCCUGUUAAAAGGAGGCGUGUUAGCAGUGAUGAAGAACAUCCGCUGGACAACAGCACAGGACAUAGCACGCCCAGUGAUACUCGGACAGAACCUAGGGAUGCAUUAACCCCGGGCAGUACCUCAGACACUGAAACUAGAGAUUCAACAGUCAUUGAUCCAGGCACCGAACAAGACCCGCCAACCCCUGAUCCUAUUUCUAUUAAAGAAGAUAAAAUGGAAGUUUCUUCCUUGAGUGCACAUGAGACAUUAAUCAGCAAUAGGCCCCAGGACUCUGUAGAACAGUUGCAGGGAGAGGAUGCAGCAGACAAUUGUAAAGUGGUGAAGGAACUACUAAGUUCAGAAAAGGAAACUAGUGUGAAUGAAGAUGAUUCUGACUCUCCCUCUACACCACCACCUGCUGCUGCAGUUUUAUCUGAUCUGACUGACCUUAGGAACUGUGAGGCUCAAAAUCUACCGUCAUUUGACCCAGAAACAGGUUUAUCCAACAGCUGUACCCAUUCCAGAGGACUCUUUAACAUGCAACAGCAGGACCUUUUAGAUAAUUUGUGCAGGACCAUUGAAUCUACUAUUAGUGCAGUCACACGAAUAUUGAGCAGAGGGAACCAACCCACUUCUUGAUGAGACUACUAGCAUGACUAGUUUUGUCCUUUUUAAAUACAGUUUGAGUUUCGUUUAAUUCUGUUCUGCCUGUUGAAUCUGAUGCUUUGUGCUUCACUGUCAAGUGACAUUUUUCCUGCUUGAAUGCCUGUUAGCUAUUUGUAUGAAGAAGCAUCUCAGCCAUAAGAGAAAUCCAGUGUGUUAGGGUUAUGCGCUUGAAGAUGUGAUAAGUGGAAAACUAAACACAUUUCUAGAUAACUUAAAGCAAAGGCAUUUACAGCAUAUUUCUCAAGGGAAAUCAUAUUAAUGGUCAGCUUUUACAUAGAAGUAAUUUGUUGUGGCUUUUCAUCCAGAUUUGGGGUGUAUCUAGGUGUGAAGGGUUACAGAGAUUUUUGUUCUUCUCACAUUGUAUGAUGUAAUUUAAAAAUAUUGCAUUUUUACUGUGUAUAAUAUUGUGUCUUUUGUUGCCGGUUUUUGUACUCUAUUAAAGGAGGCAACCUUGCCUCAAAUCUCCGUGGUUCUAUUAUCCAAAUUAAGUUGUUUACUUGUAUACUAAACCAACCACGAUUAAUUUGAUUCUGUUAAGAAUCCUCUGUAGACAUGAACUGGCAUAAAUAAGGUGCUUUAUCUGACAGGUUUCCCAUGGUGGAAAUAAAGCACACAAAAUAAAAAUUGGA